GAGACCGAAUCCACCCACCACCUGGAGGAGCCGCUGUCAAUUAUCGCCCCGGAGGCGGGACUGUGCUGGGGGCGGGGCCAGAGACGGAGGGACGCGAGAAGAGCAGGUCCUGCUCCUGAGAACAGCUUCUCCAAAAUUCUUCAUUCAGUACUUUGCCAAGGGUCUUAGUUUAAUGGGGGGGGGGGUAUAAGGGAUCGAUUCCAUAGUUUCUGCUAAAUCCAGGGCGGCUGCCUGGAGGAGGUGGUUCCAUCGGGGCUUCCAAGAGAAACUUUGCUCCUGGAGUGGGCAACCUUGCUUCUCUGAUGGUGGCCCCAGAGCUUUUCGUCUCUUGUCACAGAAGGCUGUGACUCCAGCGGUCCCUGCACAAAGAGCGGGUCUGAAGGUAGGCUGAGGUCUGUGUGCAGUCUCCUGGCUGUUUGUCCCUGUGGUUCCAGGCCAAGCCACACAUAGAGGAACAGUGUCUUCCCCGCGUUGCCAGAUGGAGUUGCUCUAGCCAGAAAUCAAGAAAUGGUGUCUGAGGGGUUCCUUUGGGUAGCUGUGGAGGAGGAGGAGUGGAGGACCAGGUCACCUCUGAAGGAAGUGGCACCUAAAGUGGGCAUUUUGGGCCACCAACCCUGCAGUCUGCCAGGCAGUGAGCCUUGGCUGGGCUGCUAAGGGCACGUUAUGGAGUCAAAGACCCGAGUUGAAAUCCUGACUCCACCACAUGAGAAGCUGUGCAGCCUCCACAAGUCACUUAACCCCUCGGUGCCUCAGUUGCUUCCCCUGAAACAUGAGACUGAAUUAUCCUUGCUCUGCCUGCACACGGGGCUGAUGGGAGAAUUACCCGUGUCACUCUUUGUAUCCACUCCCCAGUCCCUUCUGUGUGCUCGAUCCCACACUGGGCGCCGAGGGGACUCAGAAAGCAUGCAACACAUGACCCCUGCCACAAGGAGCUUGAAAUCCAGUUGGGGAAAAGGUGCCUGUGAUAGUCUGAACUCCCUCUCACCCCGAGAGAUGAUAGAUAAAAGACAAUUAGCUUUCUCUGCCGCUCUCGGCAGAAAUUGCUAAUCAAGCCUGCGUGAGUGGGCCAUGUGCAAGACAGUCGUAAGUGGUGAUGGCAGGUGAGUGGGCAGCUCUGAAUUCUAUCCUAGAAAGGGGCUGUGUGCUCAGCAGUGAGGAGGAGGACUUGCCGGGUCUUUGCCAAGCCUUGGGACCAGAGGACCGCCCUGAUGGCGCAUGGCAAUGAGUAAGCAGACCCAGCACCAGCGGACAAGGAUGGAGAGCCGCACCCGGGGGGGCCAAAAGUAAUGCCCACCCAGCCCUGCGUAGAAUGACUGCCCUAGGAGGGUGGUUCCCUGGGCCCUGGCAGGGCUGCUGACCCUCAGCCUGCAAAUUGCUAAGAGCACAAGGACUCGAGACUCUUCUUGUGGAGGGUCCCCUGCCCCGCCGCUCCACCAUGAGGCUCCUCGUGGCCCCCCUCUUGCUAGCUUGGGUGGCUGGUGCCACUGCCGCUGUGCCCGUGGUACCUUGGCGUGUGCCCUGCCCGCCUCAGUGUGCCUGCCAGAUCCGGCCCUGGUAUACACCCCGAUCGUCCUACCGCGAGGCCACCACCGUGGACUGCAAUGACCUAUUUCUGACAGCUGUACCCCCGGCGCUGCCCGCCGGCACGCAGACCCUGCUGCUACAGAGCAACAGCAUCGUCCGCGUGGACCAGGGUGAGCUCGGCUACCUGGCCAAUCUCACAGAGCUGGACCUGUCCCAGAACAGCUUUUCAGACACCCGAGACUGUGACUUCCGGGCCCUGCCCCAGCUGCUGAGUCUGCACCUGGAGGAGAACCAGCUGACCCGGCUGGAGGACCACAGUUUUGCAGGGCUGGCCAGCCUGCAGGAACUCUAUCUCAACCACAACCAGCUCUAUCGCAUCGCCCCCCGGGCCUUCGCCGGCCUCAGCAACCUGCUGCGGCUGCACCUCAACUCCAACCUGCUGAGGGCCGUUGACAGCCGCUGGUUCGAGAUGCUGCCCAACCUGGAGAUCCUCAUGAUUGGUGGCAACAGGGUGGAUGCCAUCUUGGACAUGAACUUCCGGCCCCUGGCCAACCUGCGCAGCCUGGUGCUCGCAGGCAUGAACCUGCGGGAGAUCUCCGACUAUGCCCUGGAGGGGCUGCAAAGCCUGGAGAGCCUCUCCUUCUACGACAACCGGCUGGCCCGAGUGCCCCGGCGGGCGCUGGAGCAGGUGCCCGGGCUCAAGUUCCUAGACCUGAACAAGAACCCGCUCCAGCGAGUGGGGCCCGGGGACUUUGCCAACAUGCUGCACCUCAAGGAGCUGGGGCUGAACAACAUGGAGGAGCUGGUUUCCAUUGAUAAGUUUGCCCUGGUCAACCUCCCUGAGCUGACCAAGCUGGACAUCACCAACAACCCCCGGCUGUCCUUCAUCCACCCCCGCGCCUUCCACCACCUGCCCCAGAUGGAGACCCUCAUGCUCAACAACAACGCUCUCAGUGCCUUGCACCAGCAGACAGUGGAGUCCCUGCCUAACCUGCAGGAGGUGGGUCUCCAUGGCAACCCCAUCCGCUGUGACUGCGUCAUCCGCUGGGCCAAUGCCACGGGCACCCGCGUCCGCUUCAUCGAGCCUCAGUCCACGCUGUGCGCCGAACCGCCAGACCUCCAGCGCCGCCCAGUGCGGGAGGUGCCCUUCCGGGAGAUGACGGACCACUGCCUGCCCCUCAUCUCCCCCCGCAGCUUCCCCUCCAGCCUCCAGGUGGCCAGUGGAGAGAGCCUGGUGCUGCACUGCCGGGCGCUGGCUGAACCGGAACCUGAGAUCUACUGGGUCACUCCAGCAGGGGUUCGACUGACGGCUGCCCGGGCAGGCAGGAAGUACCGGGUGUACCCCGAGGGGACCCUGGAGCUUCGGAGGGUGACAGUGGAAGAGGCAGGGCUGUACACUUGUGUGGCCCAGAACCUGGUAGGGGCUGACACUAAGACGGUUAGUGUGGUUGUUGGCCGGGCUCCCCUGCAGCCGGGCAGAGACAAGGGAUGGGGGCUGGAGCUCCGGGUGCAGGAGACCCACCCCUAUCAUAUCCUGCUGUCUUGGGUCUCCCCACCCAACACAGUCUCCACCAACCUCACCUGGUCCAGCGCCUCUGCCCUUCGGGGCCACGGGGCCACUGCUCUGGCCCGCCUGCCACGGGGUACCCACAGCUACAACAUCACCCGCCUCCUUCAGGCCACGGAGUACUGGGCCUGCCUGCAAGUGGCCUUUGCUGAUGCCCACACCCAGCUGGCAUGUGUAUGGGCCAGGACUAAAGAGGCCACUCCUUGUCACAGAGCCUUAGGGGACCGACCUGGGCUCAUAGCCGUCCUGGCUCUCGCCAUCCUCCUGCUGGCAGCUGGGCUGGCGGCCCACCUUGGCACUGGCCAGCCCAGGCAGGGAGUGUCUGGGAGACCUCUCCUUCCAGUCUGGGCUUUCUGGGGCUGGAGUGCCUCCUCAGUUCGGGUGGUGUCAGCCCCACUGGUCCUGCACUGGAAUCCAGGGAGGAAGCCACCCAGGUCCUCAGAGGAGGAGACACUGUCACCACCAUUGUCACAAAACUCCUGAAGCCCAGCUUGUUCUCAGCAGUAGAGAAGUAACUAGGAUGACUUUUACCAAAAGGGAAGCAUUCUGGGCCAGAUGCCCUGCCAGGAAAGUAACAUGGACCCACGUGCUUGAGGCCUGGCAGCUGGACCAAGACAGCUGGCUUUGUGGCUCCCGGGGGCGCUCUGCAGCCUCUAGAAAGGCACCCUUACCUCCUGGGGCUCCUCCGACGCCUUUCAGAGGAACAUCUCCAAGGAACAGGAAGGACUCUGGCUAGAGCCUCCCACCUCCCCAGUUGUCUGUGUGCUCAGAGGCUCCUGGGCCCCUGCCUGGAUGUCCCCUGCCCGUGUCCCCAGGCCCUUGGCCCACAGGAUGCACCCCUCUGCUUCUCUGUCUCUGUACAGUCUCAGUUGCUUGCUCUUUCCCCUCCUGGGCAAGGGCUGAAGGAGGCCACUCCUCUGCUCCUUGGGGGCUGCUCCCAAAGCGGAUCCCCAGCUGGAUCUCAAGGACGUUUGGGAGAGGGAUGCCCAGGAACGCUCUGAGGUUGACUUUCUAUAGGCCAUUUUGUACCUUCGUGGAGAAAUGUGUCACCUCCCCCCAACCCAAUUCACUCUUUUCUCCUAUUUUGUAAAAAAUAAAAAUAAAUAAGAUAACAAUAAUAAGGGGAGGGAAGGAAACGGAAGGAAAA
Messenger RNA from Sus scrofa (pig), 4238 nucleotides. NCBI's taxonomy places the organism in Eukaryota, Metazoa, Chordata, Mammalia, Artiodactyla, Suidae. The record is from RefSeq and is a predicted model, not a curated record.